This is a messenger RNA of Drosophila gunungcola (fruit fly), 787 nucleotides long. RefSeq names its product ubiquitin-conjugating enzyme E2 E1. Bases 92 to 610 code for a protein of 172 amino acids. The transcript has 2 exons. Lineage: Eukaryota; Metazoa; Arthropoda; Insecta; Diptera; Drosophilidae. Gene Ontology annotation, molecular function: ubiquitin conjugating enzyme activity. Gene Ontology annotation, cellular component: nucleus. Gene Ontology annotation, biological process: protein polyubiquitination. The record is from RefSeq and is a predicted model, not a curated record.
AAAGAGUAACAAAUAAGGGCUUUUCUUCUUGGCUUCUAGUCAAAAAAAAAAAAAUAAAAAAGUAAGAAAAAAAACUUAAAAACCCAACGAUAUGGACAUGAUAUCUACUGCUGAAGAAGGCAACUUCAAUGGCAAUGUUUCCGGUAACCAGAAAAUCCUUCGCACUUCUUCAAAGCGCAUUCAAAAGGAGCUGGACGAGAUCACACGUGAUCCACCUGCCAAUUGCAGUGCCGGUUUGAAGGAGGACAACCUGUACGAGUGGGAAUCUACCAUUAUGGGACCAUCGGAAUCCGUUUACGAGGGCGGCAUGUUCUGCCUCGACAUACAUUUCCCCAAGGAUUAUCCUUUUAAGCCGCCAAAAGUCAAAUUUCGCACGCCCGUCUAUCAUUGUAAUAUCAACCUGGGCCACAUUUGCCUGGAUAUUCUCAAGGAAAACUGGUCGCCGGCACUGACCAUUACAAAGGUGCUUCUAUCCAUUUCGUCACUGCUCACCGAUUGCAAUCCGGACGAUCCCUUGGUGGGCUCCAUUGCCAAGCAAUAUGUUUUGAAUCGAGAAGAACACGAUAAAACUGCACGUCUCUGGACGAAAAGAUAUGCCAAAUUGGAAUGAGUUCCGCGACCCUUAAAGUUUCUCAAUCCAAAAACGACAGCAAUACAAAUAAAGUAUUCUUCAAAUGGAUAAAUUAAAUUAAGCUAAAUUAAGAAGCAACCAAGCACAUAAGUUAUUUAACUGUUUUUCCCAUUUUUUGCUUUCUAUUUCGUUAUUUGUUUAAAGGACAUGUGUUCA